Molecule: messenger RNA, 2429 nt
Organism: Achroia grisella
Lineage: Eukaryota; Metazoa; Arthropoda; Insecta; Lepidoptera; Pyralidae
Exons: 6
Coding region: 284-1309 (341 amino acids)
Source: RefSeq, a predicted model, not a curated record
UUGAAUCAGUUCGAAAGUAGACUCGCGGUUGUUCGGACGCCAAACGCCGUGAAUGUAAACUAUACAUACAUUUCGGAUUACUAAAUUAAAUUCGAAAAUUUUAAUUGCUUUCUUUCCAAACAGUGGAAUUUUAUUAGUGGCCAGUGUUGUGUUUUGAAAUUGGAAAUUGUUACGUUUUGUGCAUGCAACUUUGAAUUGGAUACCGUAAUAAAUACUUGAUUUGAUCAAUUCUACUGGAUUGUUUAUUGUAUGACCUCAAGUAAAAUGUUCUCUCAGUAACGAUAUGGAUCCGCUUACGUGGUUGUCACUCGGUCUGCAACUGGCAGCGUUGUGCUCCAUCGUUGGGGCCCUGCUGUUGUAUCUACUUAGGAAGGUGCGAGUGGCUGAAGUACUCCCAGUAGAUAGCGCCAAAACAGUAUUGGUCACUUCUGUGGACACCGCGCUUGGUUUACAGAUAGCAACAUAUUUGAGCGACCGCGGGUGGCGAGUGAUCGCUGGAUGCCGGCAAGGUGGGCUUGGAGCUCGACUUGCUGAAUCUUGGCUGCAGGCACACGCGGCAGCCACUCCUGAAGACCAGCCCCCGCCGAGGUUGGCCACGCUCGAACUGGACGUGGCCCGUGAAGACUUGUUAGAGGAAGCCGCGAGGGCUACAGCUCAACAUUUGCCUGCUGGCGAACAUGGUAUAUGGGCGGUAAUUAAUACCGCAGGAAGCAGCGGUCGCGGAGGUGCUGCCUGUUGGGAAAGCGCAUUGCGCGGUAACGUGCUCGGUGCUCUGCGGGUGGCGCGCACUUUUUCCCCACUUCUAGCUGCCGCCGCUGCUGAUCAUCCUCACGCUGGACGACUUUUCUACAUAGGACUGACAUCAGACACAGCUUGCGAAAGCCUUUCGCGCUUAGAGUCGUGCGAUACGAGCGAGCUGAGCGCAGGCGCUGCUGCGGCGCGGUGGGGCACGUGGGGUGCUGCGCGCGCGCUCCGAGCCGGACUCCGGGCGCGCCGCCUGCACGUCGUGCUACUGCACGCGCCCGAUCUCUCUGCUGCCGAGAUAUACGCACCGCCUGUGCAGCUUGUGCCACCGAGCUUACCUUCCAGUCGACCAGAGACUCCUAGUUCCGAAGUGAGUGGCAGCACUGCCACCUGCGCCGUCACCAUGCCCGGUGAAGCUGCUGAAUACAGCGCAAAGGUCUUACCAACCAGUGCGCUUAAAAUUCUUGAGGAUGCGUUGACAACGCCCGCCCCUAGAGACUCCUACUAUCUGAAGAUGAAACACGACUCUUGGUUCACAAGAUUACCCUCAUUAAGGGUUGCGUGAAGGAUCCACGUCUCCCUACUAAAUCGCCGCCUUGUAUUAUAGCGUAAAAUCACUGGAUAAAGAAAAUGGGUGCGGAAGUGUAUAAUCAGGCUUGUUUAUAUUAAUCUUUCAGUUGCUUUUUUUAAAUACAUAUUUCUAUUAGCUUUGGUCAUGAUACAAUUUGUCUAAUUACGUAUAUAGAUAAGUUUUCCAACCUUCUAACCUUUUUAUCGAUCAACUACUACAAGACGAAAUAUAAUUCUGUAUAUUAUGUACGUAUACAUAUACUGUUUUUUAUUGAUAUAUGUAUGCUUUAUUAUGAUGUAGGCUUCCUACGCUUAGAGGAGCAAUUUUUUUAAUCCUAAAAAGUAGGAGACCACGGUGGUGGCUAAAUAUAAUGGUACUUAUGUAAUUAUGUGCAUGUAAUUUAGCUAUUUUUGUAUUUUUUUUUGCAUUACUUAAUAAAAUAUAAUAAUAAUACUUAUUAAAGAACGUAUAAUCUGGUCAUAAGAAGAAACAAUGUGUACAUACGUAUUUAUCCUUUUGUGUUUUAGAUUUUUUAAUUAUUAAGGUUUGUGACAACGUAAUGAAAAACAUACUCAUACAUAAAUAGCUUAAGUUGUCGUUUUGUCUUUUCAUGGUUUGUAUGGGCAAUAAUAUCGACCUGCUCAUCCCUUCAUCCAGGCACGGGACGGCGGAUGCAUUGUGAUUGUGCCAAAUCUUUAUAUGUACGGUAUCCGAUAAAGAAUAACUAAUCCAUAUAGUUUUAUAAGUUUGUCUAUUGUACCUAACAUACCUUUCAACUUUUAGGAAGGUGAUGGGUUAUUUUCUACAUAUUUUAAAAUAUAUUAAGUACCAUGAAUAUAUUCAAAUUUUAUUCUAUUGUCACUUUUUAUUAUUACGUAAAUCUAAACAUAUUCUACCUAUAUUUAGUGCCAAUGGUAAUAAUCAUUGUCUUGUUUUUUUUGGUACGUAAGCUUUAUAUCCAGUGACGCCAAUAUAAUAAAAUAACUUAUAACUGUUUCAUAUAAGUCUCUGUAUAGAUUCAUUUCAAAAUGAAAUACGGUUUGAACUUAUACUAUGUAAAUAAUUUUUAUGUUGAUUAUUAAAUCCCUUUAAAUGAAAUGUGUUUUCUUUCUGU